AUGACGGGAACCAUAAUAGAAAAUCUUAGCGGUAGAAAAUUGGCUGUAUUAGUCACGUUUCUUUUGUUAUGUCAAUUAACAUGUUUUCUCAUCGGCGGAUUAAUCGCACCCACGCCAGCGAAUGCUCAGAAUAUUCUUGCUACGGUAUGCAAGGACACGACAAUUAUGAAAAAUGAUACAACAAAAUGGUUUUACAACCGGGGUAAAGAUAAAUGUAAAACGGUCGACCUCGGCGACAUGCAUCAAGACUUGUCCGAAACGGAUGUUGUUUUUGCGUUCCAAAUGCCGGUUCCGAGAGACGGCGAAAUCUUAGACUUCUCCAGAUGGCAACAAAACUUAAUUGGUGUCUUACAGUUGGAUUUGAAGUAUCAUUCUCAAAUGGAAGUUAAACCUAGAAGUACAAUAACUAUAGAUGCCCGACUUGCGUACAAGAACAAAGGCGACGCGGAUGAAGACUGGAAACUUUAUACUCGGUCCGUCGAAAAACGACAUUUAGACUGUGAUAUUGAAGUGGGAACUGAAGAAUAUUUGUACAAUUGUUCUGCAAUACCACUUUUUGAACUUGGUUCUUUGUAUCAUGAUUUUUACCUACUUAAUAUAAGAUUACCAGUAGACACGCCCGAUAUGAAUACUAACAUAGGCCAUAUACAAGAUUUAUGGCUUACAGUCAUUAAUCAAAAUGGAGGAUUUACAAAAGUGUGGUUGUCGUUGAAAACUGUUUUUUUUCCAUGUAUUUUUGCAAUAUUAGCCUGGUUCUGGAAUCGCAUUCACAUGCUACAAAGAAAACCUGUAUUAUUGGAAAAAAUGCUUUUGAGUCUCGGAAUAGCAUUAUGUUUUCUUAACAUGCCUUUAGAAUAUUUUACAUUACAUUUUGAUCUUCCAUUUAUGUUACUUUUGGGAGAUAUCAAACAAGGUGUAUUUUAUGCAAUGUUAUUCUCAUUUUGGCUUGUUUUUGCUGGUGAGCACAUGUUGAUUCAAGACACAUCUGCUCAAAGUUCUCUGAAGCAGUACUGGAGACAUUUAAGCGCAGUCGCAAUGGGUUGUAUUUCACUUUUUAUAUUUGAUAUGUGUGAAAGAGGAGUUCAGUUGCGUAAUCCAUUUUAUUCAAUCUGGGUGACAGAUUUAGGCACAAAACUUGCUCUGACCUUCAUAAUACUUGCCGGCAUAUCUACUGGAGUGUACUUCUUAUUCUUGUGCUAUAUGGUAUGGCAGGUGUUCAUUAAUAUAUCUCAAAAACGUCAAUCACUGCCAAAUAUGUGUUCUGUAAGGCGAUUGCAUUAUGAGGGGAUUAUAUAUCGUUUCAAAUUUUUAAUGUUGGCAACAUUGUUAUGUGCUGCUCUAACUGUAAUUGGAUUUAUUUUGGGACAAGUUGCAGAGGGUCAAUGGAAAUGGGACGAGAGUAUUGAGCUAGAGUAUACUUCAGCAUUCUUCACUGGAGUGUAUGGAAUGUGGAAUAUCUAUAUCUUUGCUCUACUGGUACUGUACGCACCAAGCCAUAAGCGCUGGCCAGUCAAUGAAAACAGCUCUGAUACUCAGAAUUUAAGCGAAUAA
Messenger RNA from Parnassius apollo (apollo), 1551 nucleotides. The record is from the annotation of a GenBank genome assembly. NCBI's taxonomy places the organism in Eukaryota, Metazoa, Arthropoda, Insecta, Lepidoptera, Papilionidae.